Python bivittatus (Burmese python) is the source of this 4012-nucleotide messenger RNA. It is a transcript of the gene TINAGL1, whose product is annotated as tubulointerstitial nephritis antigen like 1. Lineage: Eukaryota; Metazoa; Chordata; Lepidosauria; Squamata; Pythonidae. The record is from RefSeq and is a predicted model, not a curated record. Gene Ontology annotation, molecular function: cysteine-type peptidase activity; peptidase inhibitor activity. Gene Ontology annotation, biological process: proteolysis.
CCUACAAGUUAUAAUGACAACAAUAAUAGUUGUUGCUGUUGUUGCUGUUCUGCUCCCUGCCCCUAGACUAAGUCAGGGCUCCAGAAACCAAACCAAGGUUAACCAAACCAAGCAAAGGCAAGAGGCAGGUUCUUAACCCACAUGGCGAAGGGGCUCCUGAGCACCAUCCCAAAGACCCCAUGAAGGCUGGUGCUCUGACCUCCUGAGCAGUCCACUUGCCUCUCCCUCCCACCUGGUUCUCCUUCCCUGGCCAGGAUCACCCUGAGCUAACCUAGGAAAGGAAGCCAGCUUGGUCCAAGGAAGCCAGUGAGGGGGCUGAUUGGAAGUCUGCAAAGGCGGGUCUCCAGAGAUGGUCCUAGUGGUCUACCACGUCCCUCUGGGGAGGCCCGUAUGAUGCUACCUCCUAUGGCAGGAUGUCCGCAGGAUAGGCGAUGCAUAUAAAAAAACCGCCGCGGCCGCCAUCUUGACUUUUUUGACCUAUCCUACGGGCACCCCGCUCAUCGCAGGCUGCAGCGGUUUCCAGGAGAAGCCGAGUGGGAGAGCGGCUGCCUCGAGGCCACCAGGGUCCCUCGACUGGCUCCCAUGACGGCGCUGCGAUCGUCCUGCGAGUUCACUCAACCCGCUGAACCAUCCACGGUGGUCCGUCUGCGUCUGGCUUAGCGGGUUUGGGAAACCCAGCCGGCGUAUGGUGCCGUCCAUAAGCCACGGUUCACGAAGCAGGGUUCGAGGCGCCGCGGGAGCGGCCGUUCAAUUCGCUUCCCACUCCGGAUUUGGCCAGGCUCCUGCCUGGGCGCCGUCGAGCGCCACCUGGUCCAAGUACUCCGAGAGCGCCCCGGGCGGUCGUUCGGCCGGCCGGCCAGACAGCCCCCCCCCACCAGCCAACCCUACCUGGCUGGGUGGGCUGGCUUCCUCGCUCGGGGCUCCGGAGGGGGCAGGAAGGGAGGGCCCGAGGGAGGGGAGGUGGGCUGGGAGUCCCCGACUCCAUAUAAGGGCGAGGGCCGGGCCGGCGAGGGGAGAGGGACGCGCGCCUGCGACGCUUGACUUUGGUCCGGCGCGCUCCAGCAGAGGCGGAGAGACGCGGCGCUCCUUUUGCGCAGAGACGCGCCAGAAGAUCUAGGAGAUUCGGCAGCUCAGAAGACACCAUGAAAGCCUGGAUUCUUCUGUCCAUCUUGCUGAUGAUGGAUGGGACUCUUCCUGCUCGGGUACAUCGUACGCGUAGGGAACUGGCCCCUGGAUUGCAUGAACGGGGGAUACGGGAUGCGGAAGGCUCCUACUGUGGUCGGCACGAUGCUUGUUGUCAUGGAAGGGAUGACGCCUGCACGAUCCCCUACUUUGAUACCCUUUGCUACUGCGACCUCUUCUGCAACCGCACCAUCUCCGACUGUUGCCCUGAUUUUUGGGAGUACUGUCUGGGCAUCGAACCACCGUAUCCAGUGCAGAAAGCCUGCAUUCGCAAUGGGGUCAAGUUCCCCACAGGAGCAACUCACCGGGAUAAUUGCAACCUCUGUACUUGCAGCGGUCAUGGGCAAUGGGUCUGUGAAAACCGCGUCUGUCUUAUCAAUGGGGAUAUGAUCGAUGCCGUUAACAGAGGGAAUUAUGGCUGGAGAGCUUCCAACUACAGCCAGUUCUGGGGCAUGACCCUGGAAGAGGGCAUUCAGUACCGUCUUGGCACCAUCAAGCCCCCCACAUCUGUCAUGAAUAUGAAUGAGCUUCAAAUAAACAUGGCCCCCAAUGAAGUGCUCCCUCCCCAUUUCAAUGCCGUUGACAAGUGGUCUGGGAUGAUCCACGAGCCGCUCGAUCAAGGCAACUGUGCGGGGUCGUGGGCCUUUUCUACUGCAGCGGUGGCCUCUGACCGGAUCUCUAUUCAUUCCAUGGGACACAUGACACCUGCCUUGUCCCCCCAGAACCUGUUGUCCUGCAACACUCGGCACCAACAAGGCUGCAGUGGGGGCCGUGUGGAUGGUGCCUGGUGGUUCCUGCGCAGGAGGGGGGUCGUGACAGAUGAAUGCUACCCCUUUACCAGCCAGGAAAAAGAAAGCUCCCAUGCCAGUCCGCCAUGCAUGAUGCACACCCGAUCCACUGGCAGGGGGAAGAGGCAAGCCACGGCACGUUGCCCCAACCCACAGACUGACUCCAAUGAGAUCUACCAGUCCACCCCAGCAUAUCGUCUCUCCUCAAAUGAGAAGGAGAUCAUGAAGGAGUUAAUGGAAAAUGGACCUGUGCAAGCCAUCAUGGAAGUGCAUGAAGACUUCUUUGUAUACAGGAGUGGGAUUUAUCAGCAUACCCCUGUAGCAGGUGGGAAGCCAGAACAGUACCGACGGCACGGCACACAUUCCAUCAAAAUCACUGGGUGGGGAGAAGAACGGAAGCCUGAUGGGUCAAAUCGGAAAUAUUGGAUUGCAGCCAACUCCUGGGGCAAGGCAUGGGGUGAACAUGGCUACUUCCGCAUUGCCCGAGGGACCAACGAGUGUGAGAUCGAAUCCUUUGUGGUGGGCGUCUGGGGCCGGGUUGGAAUGGAAGACAUGCACCACAAGAAAUGAGGAGAUUGGACACUUCAGCCUUGCAUUAUGAUACCAGGAAGAACUUCUUUCCUUCUGUUGGCCCUAUGUUAUUUCUUCUCCUCAAGGCAUCUGGUAUCUAGAACAAUCACAGGACAUAUCUACCAGGGGUUUUGCCUCCAAAGACGAUGGCCUUUGUCUCUGUUCUGGGGGGAAGCCUAGAAUUGUCAUGUGGAUGUUGGACUUGGAAAGACUUUGGAGGGUUCUUCCUCAAAUGGUGGGGAAAAAAACCUGAGAACUUAUGAAAUGACUACCAAAAUGUCUACAUUUUCUUGAAAGGGACCAAGAGAAAAUACCCAAUCUGACACUUUGCUCUGCAUAGCUCACAUACUCACAACCAGAGUGACCCUGGAGACAUCAGAAGCAAACCUUGGCAGAAUUCCCUACCAAGGAUGGUAAGCUGCAGGUGAUCUGAGGAACCCUGCUGUCUGGCAGACCAAGUGAGCAUCUUCCUUUGAGUACUUUCUGUGAUUCUACAUUAUAGAGCCAUCUUGGAAGCGAUGACAUCUCUGGCCUGACCUUCCCCAGAGGCAACCAUGGUAAAAGAAAGAGUUGCCAGCCUCUUGGGCUAAACUUUCAGGCAUCUCAGGUAAUACCUCUCCAGAUGGGUGGAUUUCUAGUCCUAGCAGGCAUGUCUGCAGCAAUGGCCACUGGCUUCAGAACGGUGAGCACAACUAGGUGGAAACAGCCUUGCCUCAUUUUAUGUGUGUACAGUGUGUCCUGGGAUUCUCAAGAAUAGCUAUAUUGUCUGAAAUAAACCCAUUUGGAGAGAGGCCAGAUUGGGGAAGGCUGGCUUAGCCCACGUUCCCUGUUCUCAUGGAACAAAAUGUUUCCUGCUUGUCCUAUCAAAGGGAAGUAAGGAUCUGAUACAGGAAAACACCACUUAUGCAACAUCAGCCUUCCUCUAACCAGGUCCUCCCCAGCUAUGUUGGGCUUCUGAUGCCCACAAUUCCUUGCUAACAUGGCCAUAUAUGGCCCUGAAGGCAAAAAUCUCUGGAGAGCACCAGCAUGAGGUCAAGCUGCCUUGCCUGUCCAUAGCAGUCGAAGGAGGAAUUCCUGUGUUUCUUAAGCUUCAUUGUUCAGCCCACCAUGAGGUAUGGCUACUCCAAGUCCUUCAGCUGACUUUCCAAGCCUGAGCUGAAAUCAGCCCCCAGUCCAGCUGUUUUAGGCCCAUUCAAACUGGAAAAGAGGAGGACAUUCUUGUCCUUCGCUCUCCUCUGCUUGGUUUCAACUCCCAUGCUGCUUCCUCAUUUCCCCACAGCACAGCCAAACGCUGCCUUUUGCUGACUCCAGUGACUUGGUGCACCACCCCGGCUCUGAUCCAUAGUGAAAACCUUUAUCCUCCCUGCCUGAAGCCUCCCUCGGUCCACCCCACUGGCCCUUCCUCUUUCUUUUGGCCUUUGCCGCCCGCCCACCCGUCCCUGCACCUUCCGUGCCCGGCGUGAGACUCUCUC